Messenger RNA from Gadus macrocephalus (Pacific cod), 2358 nucleotides. RefSeq names its product core histone macro-H2A.1. Gene Ontology annotation, cellular component: nucleosome. The record is from RefSeq and is a predicted model, not a curated record. Gene Ontology annotation, molecular function: protein heterodimerization activity; structural constituent of chromatin; DNA binding. Gene Ontology annotation, biological process: nucleosome assembly. The transcript is spliced from 9 exons. Lineage: Eukaryota; Metazoa; Chordata; Actinopteri; Gadiformes; Gadidae. The coding region runs from base 287 to 1396 and encodes 369 amino acids.
UACAGUCUGUGGUGUGAACCUCUUCCAGUAAAGCGCGCCAUCGCACGCAUGGCCACAGCGGCGCUCUCCCGCUCUAGACCUUCAUGAGCGCGCUGAGGAUUGUGGGAGUCGAGAGGACGCUGCCCGGGCUUGUUGUCACCGAACAUAGACCUUCUGCCGGGGCCUCUUCUGCCUAGCAAUUGAGACUCAGAAGAAGAGUCAUUGGCUCAGUGGGUAUCUCUGGUUGUACUCUCCAGUGCCAGCAGCAGAAUCCUGAGUUCCAGAGCUGAGCGCUGCAGGGAGCACCAUGUCGAGCCGAGGGGGAAAGAAGAAGGCGACCAAGACGUCCCGGUCCAGCAAGGCGGGGGUCAUCUUCCCUGUGGGUCGCAUGCUGCGCUACAUCAAGAGGGGCCUUCCCAAGUACCGCAUCGGUGUGGGGGCGCCCGUCUACAUGGCCGCCGUGCUGGAGUACCUCACCGCUGAGAUCCUGGAGUUGGCGGGAAAUGCAGCCAGGGACAACAAGAAGGGCCGCGUCACUCCACGACACAUCCUGCUAGCCAUCGCCAACGACGAGGAGCUCAACCAGCUGCUGAAGGGUGUGACCAUCGCAGCGGGCGGAGUCCUGCCCAACAUCCACCCAGAACUGCUGGCCAAGAAGAGAGGAGCCAAGGGCAAACUGGAGACCCCCGUCUCCCCCGCCCCAGAGAAGAAACCCAAGCCAACCAAGAGACCCAUGGCUAAGAAAUCCAGCGCGAAAAAGACGGGCGGAAGAAUUAAAAAGCCGGAGGAGGUGAGCAAGGCAGUGUCAGCAGACAGCACCACGGAGGGGUCCCCUUCGGACAGCUUCACCGUUCUCUCCACCAAGAGCCUCUUCCUGGGCCAGAAGCUCAACCUCAUCCACAGUGAGGUCAGCAACUUGGCUGGCUUUGACGUGGAAGGGGUCAUCAACCCCACCAACGCUGACCUUGAGCUUAAGGAUGACCUAGGUAACGCUCUGGAGAAGAAGGGUGGGAAGGAGUUUGCUGAAGCGGUCCUGGAGCUGAAGAAGAAGCACGGCCCUCUAGAGGUGGCUGGAGCGGCUCUGAGUGGAGGCUUUGGGCUACCUGCUAAGUACGUGAUCCACUGCCACAGUCCGAGCUGGGGGUCGGAUAAGUGUGAGGAGCUACUGGAGAAGACGGUGAAGAACUGCCUGGCCCUGGCCGACGACAAGAAGCUCAAGUCCGUGGCCUUCCCCUCCAUCGGCAGUGGCAGGAACGGCUUUCCCAAGCAGACGGCGGCUCAGCUCAUCCUGAAGGCCAUCUCCACCUACUUCGUGGCCACCAUGUCAUCCACCAUCAAGACGGUGUACUUCGUGCUGUUUGACUCAGAGAGCAUAGGCAUCUACGUGCAGGAAAUGGCCAAGCUGGAAACCAGUUAAACCCACCUUACGUUCUUUUAUGUUCAUUUUGUUCCGCGCCAACCCCACUAAAUAUCAAAACAUGUUUUGUGCUUGAAUUAUUUAUGUUUUUUAUCCCCCAUAUCUGCAUUGCCUUGUUUGAUUUUUGGGUUUAUUUUGUUUAACCUUUGAUUUAUAAAUGCAUCUACUGCACUAUUAUGACUACAGAGGAGAAAAAGAGAAAGAUAUUUAAUUAGAGAAAUGGAAAGAGGAUUUUCUUUGCAAGGGUUUUUGGGAUAGCCUUUAUGGGUUAGAGCAUGUGUUGGUCUCACUACACAUUUGAUAUCUGGGGUCGGUUGUUUUCAUCUUGAUUGCGUGCUUCUAAGUUUUCUCAGUUAGCUGCUGGUGGAACACGUGUCACCCUCUUUGUGGUAUUUGAUUCCUUGUAAGCGUCUACACAUUAUCUGAAUGAUUUAUUGCACUAAUGGUCUGUGUUGUGUGUGCCCAUCAAUGUUUAUAUCCAAUAUGUGUGGAAGUUAAAAGUAACUGAACAGUGACAAAUCUUUAUUUUCUAUUAUCUGUUUGGCAUUCUUGAAGGCAUAUGAAAUUUGAUAUGGGAAAUGGUAUGUCAUUGACAUUUGAUUGCAAUGAAAACAAAAGAAAUAUACUUGUAUCAUUUCGAUUUGUUUUGUGGCGGGAUGGGGACUGCUACACCAGCGGCCACUAGAUGGCGCGCUGUACUCAAGAAUUGGAGUUUCAUCAGGGCCAUUUUUCCGUGCUGGCAAAAACUGACGUGGGGGUCCACACAUAGAUAUGAGUUGAUUUGAGUUGGCUUGAAUUAGGAACACGAUGUGGAUACACACCAUAGAAAAUAUAGUUAUGCUGCAUUUGGACUUUUCGAUAACUUUCUUAUCAAUGUAAAUUGCUUUCUAUAAAUUGCUAUACAUAGCUAUUAUACACAAGGUCUGUAUAAAGUCCAGAAAUAAAAAUGCCUUUCAAAACGA